AUGGGUACCGAAGGAUCAUGCCGUACGCCUAGACUUGAGUUGACACCAAACAAAUCCUCACUGCACGUUCGUUUCUCAGGAAACUGGUGUGAAAACGUAGGAAUUAACGAAGUCGGCGACGGACUUUUGUUAGAUAAAUGGUACCAUCUAGCUUAUACAAUUUCUGAUUCGGAGAAAAGAUUAGACUUUUACAUAGACGGUGAAUGGGUAGGAUUCGAUUGCAUUCCGGACGUUAGAACGGGAAAAGUUGUCUUCAAUGACGGUCCGUUAUAUAUCGGUCGAUCUUUCCAUAAAGGAUUUGAUGGCGAUGUUAGCAAUGUUCGUUAUUUCAACUGGCGUUUAUGUGCCGAAGAAGUCAAGGAAGAUUCUUUAAAUACUCGAAUUACAUAUGGUUCGAAGGUAGCUCUUGUUCAUGAACCCACUGGAAAAUAUUUAUCUACUAAAGGAAUUAAAUAUGACUGUGGUAGAUUCGGACAACAUAUGGUCGUUGGUACUGGUCGAAAAAUAGAUUUAAACAAUGAUGUUUUUACGGUUAUUGAAGCUAAUGGUACAAGUGUAAGCGUGGGAAGCCCCUUGCUCUUUAAUAAUAUUGUUGGAUUUAAGCAUCAAGCGACAGGAGGAAUUUUACAUUCUCAUGGCUUGAAUUUUGGGAGCACGCCACUAAUGAGGCAUCAACAGGUGACCCUCCGACAAGGUAGAAAUGGUGACGAUGACUGGCUCAUUCGACGUUAUAAUUCAGCUAUUUCUAAAGAUGACUCGGUUUAUGUGUGCAAUAAUGAUAUAAUCUGCCUAAUCCAUUUCAAAUCUGAUAAGCCAGCACUUUAUAGUCAUCCCAUAUUAUUUGGUGAUGGAUCACAAGAAGUUUCUUGUCAUGGAAAUGGAAAUGACGAUAAUAAUAAGUGGCGUAUUGAAUUAAUUGAUGAUUCGAAAUUAUAA
Molecule: messenger RNA, 936 nt
Organism: Funneliformis geosporum
Lineage: Eukaryota; Fungi; Glomeromycota; Glomeromycetes; Glomerales; Glomeraceae
Source: the annotation of a GenBank genome assembly